AUGCUGCUGAAUCAGGCCCCUCGGGGGUCCUUCAGUGUUCCUGUUAACAUCACCCUGCAGGGCGCCCGAAAACGUCACAAGCGAGAUGUCAUCCAUCAGCAAAACCAGCUGCAGGAAAACUGGAGGAAAGAAAGAGAAAUGAAGGGAAAUGAGAAAGCCAGAACUCAAGUUCCCGAGUCCAGCAGUGUGGGAGAAGAUCGAGCCAUCCUACUUGGUUUCACCAUGAUGAUCUUCUCCAUCCUCAUGUACUUUCUGGUGGGAAUCGCAAUGGUGAAACCAUGUCUUAACAGCAUUGAUUGGACCGACUCCAACUGCACAUUGAUCCAGGCUGAUUUUCUGACUGAAGUGAUGGACUGCCGUGGCAUUAUAAGCUAAUGUCUGCACGUUCUGGUCACCGUCACGGAUCUUGAAAAAACAGUUUCAACUUCACUAUAUUUAGAUGAACAAAUUAUGUUCUAAUUUCUCACGCCUUCCUUUCUCUCAGUGUUUCUACACACCAAAUGCCAUAAAAACAAAACGGAACAAGAGACUGAGGCUAAUAGCAUCCAAAGUACGUUGUUAAGUUAUCAGGGGGAAAGCAUAAAAUGCUAUCUCAGUGUUAAAUACCCGGAUGUCGCCCUCUUGAGGAGCAAAUACUCAGUGCAAAUGGCCUUGUAUUACCUGUUGUGGCCCAGCCUCAUGUUUUUUACUGGUAUUCUCUUAGUGGGGCUGGUAAAGUUCAACCAAUGCCUGGCUCACCUCUGUACUGAGAUAAGUCGAGAUGAGAUACUUGGUAAACAGAGUAAACUCAGAGAGGGUGGGAUCUACAGGAUGUUAAGGUGCAAGCCUGGAGGCAUCAAGGAGCGGAAUGACUCUAGUUAG
Messenger RNA from Triplophysa dalaica, 861 nucleotides. Its product is annotated as calcium-activated potassium channel subunit beta-3-like. The record is from RefSeq and is a predicted model, not a curated record. Gene Ontology annotation, biological process: potassium ion transport; detection of calcium ion. Gene Ontology annotation, cellular component: voltage-gated potassium channel complex; membrane. Gene Ontology annotation, molecular function: calcium-activated potassium channel activity; potassium channel regulator activity. NCBI's taxonomy places the organism in Eukaryota, Metazoa, Chordata, Actinopteri, Cypriniformes, Nemacheilidae.